UUUAAUUUUUCCCUUUUAGAAUCGAGAAAUUCUCAUUUGUAAUAAUUAGGGGCAUGUAAGCUUAAAUCUUUGUGAUUUUGGUUUUGUUUCCUUUGUUAUUAUAUGAUAUCAGAAUCUUCUUGCAUUACUUUAGGUAAUUAGGUUAUACUUAUUUUGUUUCAAAAGAGUUCAGCUUUUGAUACUGAUGAUAGCUUCGAAUUGUUAAAAUAAAACUUUUUUAUUUGGCCACGAAUUCUACUGCAAAAAUAAUCUGAGGCUGGAGCCGAAGAAGAAAAAGAUAAUCUAUGGGGGAAGACGCAGGAAGAGGUUUGGAAUGCCAGAAGAUUAUGGAUGGGAAGGAGAAUAAUAGGAGUGGUUCAGAGAAGGCUAUCCCUUCUUGUUGCUUGAAGGCUAGGGCUUCAGCCCCUGAACUUGAGGCAAAAUGCCAUUCUACCGUUGUUUCUGGGUGGUUCUCAGAAUCUAAGUCUUCCUCUGAUAAGGCUGGGAAAAAGACCUACUUCAACAAUCCUAUGUGGCCUGGAGAAGCACAUUCUCUAAAAGUUGAAAGCAUUUUAUUCAAGGCAAAGUCAGAUUAUCAAGAGGUCCUUGUUUUUGAGUCAUCAACCUAUGGGAAAGUGCUUGUUCUUGAUGGUAUAGUUCAGCUGACUGAGAAAGAUGAAUGUGCAUAUCAGGAGAUGAUAGCUCAUCUUCCCCUUUGUUCAAUUCCAUCUCCUAAAACUGUUCUGGUUGUUGGCGGUGGUGAUGGUGGGGUUCUUAGGGAGAUUUCUAGGCACAGCUCUGUUGAGCACAUUGAUAUAUGUGAAAUAGAUAGCAUGGUUAUAGAUGUUUCCAAGAAGUUCUUUCCUGAAUUAGCUGUUGGAUUUGAGGACCCUCGUGUUCAUCUUUAUGUCGGUGAUGCUGUUGAGUUUCUUCGUCAUGUUCCAAAAGGGAAAUAUGAUGCAAUCAUUGUUGAUUCCUCAGAUCCUGUAGGUCCUGCUCGAGAGCUUGUAGAGAAACCAUUUUUUGAGAACAUAUCCAGAGCAUUAAGGCCUGGUGGUGUCCUCUGUAACAUGGCAGAGAGUAUGUGGCUUCAUACACAUCUAAUCAAUGAUAUGAUCUCUAUUUGCCGUGAAACAUUCAAGGGUUCUGUUCAUUAUGCAUGGGCAAGCGUUCCAACUUAUCCAAGUGGUGUGAUUGGUUUUCUGAUGUGCUCCACGGAGGGGCCACCCGUUGAUUUUUUGAAUCCCAUAAACCCCAUUGAGAAGCUGGACGGAGCUUACCAUCAUAAGAGAGAACUUAGAUUUUACAACUCUGAGAUGCACAAGGCGGCUUUUGCAUUGCCUUCAUUCCUCAAGAGGGAGGUUAGGCUACUUUGUGAUUCUGCAGCCCAGGCACGAGGAAUAUGUGUCUCCUAAGCAAAUAUGUAGCAAUCUCAAUUGUUAUUUAGCAUUUCUGAUAGGCUGAAAUUACUGCCGUUUGGGAAAUAGACGUUAAAUAAAUGUUCUCCACAUGUAGGUGCAGCUGGAGCCAUUUUAGCAUGUAUUACGGUUUUAUUUUAAUGAAUACUUGCGUAGAACUUAUCCUAUGAUUGUUAUGGAGCACUUACCGUGUUUGCUUGA
Messenger RNA from Durio zibethinus, 1598 nucleotides. Its product is annotated as spermine synthase-like. Gene Ontology annotation, biological process: spermidine biosynthetic process. The record is from RefSeq and is a predicted model, not a curated record. Gene Ontology annotation, cellular component: cytosol. Lineage: Eukaryota; Viridiplantae; Streptophyta; Magnoliopsida; Malvales; Malvaceae. Gene Ontology annotation, molecular function: spermidine synthase activity.